Molecule: messenger RNA, 1822 nt
Organism: Cynocephalus volans (Philippine flying lemur)
Lineage: Eukaryota; Metazoa; Chordata; Mammalia; Dermoptera; Cynocephalidae
Gene: RTL4
Product: retrotransposon Gag like 4
Exons: 3
Coding region: 556-1488 (310 amino acids)
Molecular function (GO): zinc ion binding; nucleic acid binding
Source: RefSeq, a predicted model, not a curated record
ACCUGCACUAGAUUUCUCUGCCUUUUGGACUUUCUUUUCCAUUCCACCCUUGAAGCCUACCUCUUUUCCAAGAUUAGACUCUGCUCUCUCCUAAGCUCUUGUUUUCUCAGUAAUUUUCUCUGGCAUAUUAGGCAUGUACCAAGUGCAAGAUUUGGGGAGAGAGACAGCUGGGAGAAAUGGCCCUGACUACAUGGCAGAGAGGAUGGAUCUUUCUAUGGAGCUGAAACGAUGAACUUUAUGGAAAAACAAGGGUCCCCUGAAACAAGAAUCAAGGAAAACAAGGCCAAAACAAGAAGUCAAGAAAGCACAAAAUGUAAAGUACAGUUGAAUGUUGGCAUUAUCCAUGAAGAAGAGGAAACAUUGAGUAGUGGACAAUUUUUGGCAUCUCUGCAACUCAGCUGUCAGCAUCCCCUAGUGUUUUCUUCAUGACUAACAGCUUUGGCUACUUGCUUGUGACACUGCCUCUCUGAUCACAGAGCAAACCCACUCUCUGUUCAUUGGCCUCCAGUACUGGUACUCAAUUCUACUCAGUUUCACCUGAUUCCAGGCGAUAUAAUGGAGAAGUGCACAGAAUCACCACCUACCUUGCAGGUAGAGCCUUCCUUUAUUCAGUCAGAGAAACUGAUUUUGCAGCCACAAAUGCAGCAUUUGACUAAGGAGGAACCUGCUCUGAGGGGCCGAGUCAUGCCUGCCUUGGGUACCCCAGUGAUACCUGUACCCUGCUCACUGGAGCAUUUCACCCAGUUUCAUGGUGACCCUGCCAGUUUUUCAGAGUUUCUUGCUCAGGUUACUACCUACUUGACAGCUCUUCAGAUCACCAAUCCUGAAAAUGAUGUCCAGGUCAAGCUCUUUUUUGACUACCUAUCUCAGCAGAUGGAAAGUUAUGGGGUCAUAUCUGGGGCUGACCAGAGUACUAUGCUGAAGCAAUAUGAGAACAUUGUUCUUGAGUUUCAGAAGCAGUUUUGUGAACCCACAAAAGAAGAGAUGAACUCUCUGAUGAAUGCUAAGGUUGAGAAAGGGGACAACUCUUCCCAGCAGGACACCACUGCUUUCCAACUCCUUGCUCAAAAUCUGAGCUGUAAUGAAAUCAGUCAGAAUGAUCAGUUCCAAGAGGGACUAGCUGACCGCAUCCAGGAUGAAGAGAGUGUUAUGGAUAUGAUGGAUAACCUCCCAGACCUGAUUACUCAGUGUAUUCAGUUGGACAAGAAACGUAGUGACAGGCCAGAACUCCUGCAGUCAGAGACCCAGCUCCCAAUGUUGGCUUCCCUGAUCCACAACCAAGCCCUCUCCAGCCCCACAUGUCUACUACCUAAAGAAGAACCUAUACAGCUGCGGGGAGGCCAGCCACCUCUCACCCCAGCCAAACGAGCCCGCCAACAAGAAACUAAGUUGUGCCUCUACUGCAACCAAGCUGGUCACUUCACAAGAGAUUGCCUUGCCAAACGUUCUCGAGCCCCAGUGAGGGCAAAUAACCCAGCUCACCAGUAAGAGGAGCCCAGGAAGUCACUUUGUAAACUUAUAUCCCUCUCACCCCCAGCCUUACUGAUUUAGACCAUGCACUAACUUUUAAAAUAUGGAUGGGGAACCAUGAUACCACUUAACAGACAGUCAUGAACUCAUCUGCUUCUGGAAAUCAAAACAACCAGAUCUUGUUUAUGAGGAAAUGAACCCUCACCAAACGUGAUCCAACAAUGAUAAAAACAAUUCUUUUCAUCAGGGACUUUCAGAGAAGCACUUUCAGACAGGCACUUUCUGCAGCUGGGAUCAAUCCCCAAGAGUACUGAAAGCCUGUAGGCAAAACUGCCCAGUCUGAGCCAAUGAA